AGAAGCAGAAGACGGCGAAGCGCGAGAGAAUGAAGGCAUAUGCUCCCUCGAAAACCCUAAAGUUCACGAAGAGUAAGACGAAUAAGAAGAGCAAGAAAGUGGCGAAGGAUGGACGCAAGCGAAAGUCUGGUCCGCACCUUCCUUCUUCCUUUCUGAGAGAAUUUGGGCUUCAGAAGCCCAUCCCUAGUUCAUCCGACAAAGGGGAAGUAGAGGAGGAGAUUGAGGACCUUUACGAGUACGAGGAGGCACUCCCGGAGGAGGAGACGAAGAAGAAUCGGCGCUUCGAUCCAGUUGAAAACUACGAGUACGAGCUUCCUGACGACUUUGAGGAUGAGAAUGUACCAUCGGAUGAUGAUGAACAUGAGCUUUCGGAUGAAGACGACGGUGUGGCUGACGGGGAAGGGAAUGUAGCGGAUGCUAGUGAAAAGCAUGUGAGAAUGCUCCAAUCAAUCACCGGAUUACCUGCCGAGGCCUUCAAUGAUAAGAAAAAAAAGAAUGUGACUUUGUCCGGUGUGCAAGGUGAUUUUGGGGGUGGACAAAUCAGUAUCAGCGAUUUGUUGGAUCCUCUUCAUGGGAAGGCUGGGUACAGCAUGCUCAGGAAGAGACUGCAUCAGCUGGAAAAGACGCCAAUGGCUGUUCAGGCUCCUCUCCCGAAAGUGGAAAGAGACAAGUUGGAGAGGAAAGUGACAUAUGUGCAAUCAAAAAAGGAAAUGACCAAAUGGGAGCCACUUGUUAAGAGGAACAGAGAGGCUCCUACUCUAUACUUGGGUGAAGAUAUAGACCUGGGCAUGCAUACUGUGGGAACAAUUGCUGCUGAGCAUAAACCACGGACAGAAUUUGAGAGGAAAAUGGCUGCACUAAUUGGUGACCCAGUAGUUAUGGAAGCUCAUAGUAAGGAUGGUGCUAGACUUUUAGAACUCAACAAGGUCUCAAUUGAGGAUGUAAGGGAUCACCAGAGUCGUCUUGCUAAAAUGCGUAGCCUUCUUUUUCGUCAUGAAAUGAAGGCUAAACACAUUAAGAAUAUCAAGUCAAAGACCUAUCAUCGUAUACUGAAGAAGGAGAGACAGAAAAGAGCCUCAGCUGAAAUAGACAUGGAUCCUGAAGUUGCCAAGGAGCUUGCUAUUAAGCAGGAAUUUAAACGAGCUGAGGAACGAAUGACACUGAAGCACAAAAACAGCUCAAAGUGGGCAAAACGUAUUUUGACGCGAGGUUUUAAAGCUCAAGAUGAUGGCACUCGAACUGCUAUUGCUGAACAACUUCAACAACAUGCUCUUCUAACAAGGAAAAUCAAUUCUAUGAAUGAGAAUAGCAGCAGUGAUGAAACUAGUGAUGAUGAUUCAAAUGACCUUUCACAUGGUUCAGAUAGUGGAGUUUCCAAACUCCUUAAUAAAGCGAAAGAUAAGACAAUUAAGGUCAUGGAAGAAGAGGAUGAGAUGCCUAAAACUGGAGUUUUUGCAUUGCCUUUCAUGGUAAGCAUUAAAGAUUAUAUUUCAAUCCAUGAACCCAUAGCUUGACCUUUCCGGGAGCAU
Messenger RNA from Dendrobium catenatum, 1529 nucleotides. RefSeq lists its product as uncharacterized. Gene Ontology annotation, biological process: rRNA processing. Lineage: Eukaryota; Viridiplantae; Streptophyta; Magnoliopsida; Asparagales; Orchidaceae. Bases 30 to 1514 code for a protein of 494 amino acids. The record is from RefSeq and is a predicted model, not a curated record. Gene Ontology annotation, cellular component: nucleolus; small-subunit processome. The transcript has 5 exons.